Messenger RNA from Perognathus longimembris pacificus (Pacific pocket mouse), 5029 nucleotides. RefSeq names its product collagen type XVIII alpha 1 chain (gene Col18a1). The record is from RefSeq and is a predicted model, not a curated record. The transcript has 42 exons. The coding region runs from base 62 to 4075 and encodes 1337 amino acids. NCBI's taxonomy places the organism in Eukaryota, Metazoa, Chordata, Mammalia, Rodentia, Heteromyidae.
UGAGCGCGGUGGGCAGGCAGGCGGGCGGGCUCCCCGCGGCGCACGGUCCGGCCUGGGGAGGAUGGCGCCGAGGUGGCCCUGGCUGCUCCCGCGGUGGCGGCGUCCCCUCCUGGACGCGCUCGCCGCCUUCGUCCUGCUGCUGGGGGUCGGCGCGGCCGCGGCGGAACCAGAGAGCGCCGUGGAGGAGGUGGGGCUGCCGCAGCUCCUCAGGGAGCCCCUGCCCCCGCAGGUCACCCACAUCGAGGACCCCGACGUGGGCCCCGCCUUCCACUUCGGCCCGGGCGCCCACAGUGGCCAGGGGGCGCAGAGCCACUUCCCCAGACUCUCCUUCCGCGACUUCUCGCUGCUGUUCCACGUCCGGCCGGCCACGACGGGCGCGGGCGUGCUGCUGGCCGUCACGGACGCGGCGCAGGCCGUGGUGUCGCUGGGCGUGAAGCUCUCGGGCGCGCAGGGCGGGCGCCGGAACGUCUCGCUGCUCUACACCGAGCCCGGCGCGGCGCGCACCCGCACGGCCGCCAGCUUCCGCCUGCCCGCGCGCGCCGGCCGGUGGACUCGCUUCGCGCUCAGCGUGGACGGUGGCACCGCGGCGCUCUACCUGGACUGUGAGGAGCUCCAGAGGGUGCCGUUGGCUCGGUCAUCGCGGGGCCUGGAGCUGGAGCCGGGAGCCCGCCUCUUCGUGGGUCAGGCUGGAGGCGCGGACCCUGACAAGUUCGAGGGGGCGAUCGCAGAGCUGAGGGUGCGUGGAGACCCCAAGGUGAGCCCCGCACACUGCCUGGAGGAGGAAGACGAGGAUGAGGACGACGGGGUAUCUGGAGAUUUUGGAAGUGGCCUCGAGGACAGCCACAGGCCCCACCGAGAGGACGUGGACUCGCCCCUGCAGCCUGGCCUGCCCCUGCCUCCCCCGGUCACGCUCCCGCCCUUGGCUGAAGGGAGCCACCUGGAGGAUUCCAGAACUGAAGAAGCCGAGGACGAGAUCGUGGUGGAUUCAUUCGGAGCAGCUCCCACCCUUCCUGACUCAGAAUCGGCUGGCGUGUGGGACGAAGGUGUCCAGAGCCCUGAGGGAGGCUGGAAGGAGCAGAAGGGAGAGUCCGGUGUUCCGGGGCCCGGCCCAGUGGUGCCGGGCUCCGACGUUCAACCUCCCCCUGGAGCACAAGGGCCCCCAGGACCGCCAGGACCACCAGGGAAGGACGGCACCCCAGGAAGGGACGGCAAGCCAGGGGGCCCUGGUGAAGACGGAAAACCUGGGGACACUGGACCACAGGGCUUCCCAGGGACCCCGGGAGAUGUGGGCCCAAAGGGCGAGAAGGGAGAUCCUGGCGUUGGCCCAAGAGGACCUCCAGGACCCCAAGGCCCUCCAGGGCCUCCGGGAGCCCCCUUCAGACAAGACAAGCUGUCAUUCAUCGACAUGGAGGGCUCCGGCUUCAGUGGGGACCUGGAGACCCUCAGGGGUCCCCGAGGCUUCCCUGGCCCCCCAGGGCCCCCUGGCGUCCCAGGCCUGCCGGGAGAGCCUGGCUACUUCGGGUUCAAUAGAUCACAUGCACACAAGCAUGGACCAGCAGGCCUUCCUGGAGUGCCUGGGCAGGUGGGGCCCCCCGGGUCUCCCGGCAUCCCGGGGCCCCCAGGACCUCCAGGCAAGGAGGGCCCCCCAGGAGCACCAGGCCAGAAGGGCAGCCUUGGUGUCGCCGGCGCCCCAGGACCUCAGGGAAUCAAGGGAGACCCUGGCCCCGUGGGAGCACCUGGGGAACGCGGCUUGGCCGGGUUGCCUGGGGCAGCUGGACCUCCAGGACCUCCAGGACCUCCAGGACCCCCCGGGCCACCAGGACCAGGAUUUGCCGCUGGAUUUGAUGACAUGGAGGCCUCUGGGAUGCCACCCUGGUCUACUGUGCCUGGCGCCACCGGCCCACAGGGCCCGCCUGGUGUGCCAGGACUCAAGGGGGAGCCGGGAGUGACCGGGCCUCCGGGAGCUAAGGGAGAAGCUGGGGUGGACGGAGCCCGGGGGUUUCCUGGCCUUCCUGGCAGAGCGGGCUCAGCUGGGCCCCUGGGACCAAAAGGAGACACAGGGAGCCAGGGAGCCAAGGGCGAGCCAGGGAAGGACGGAGUUGGGCAGCCGGGUCUCCCAGGGCCCCCAGGGCCCCCAGGGCCCGUGGUCUACGUGUCGGAUCAGGACGGACAGCUGAUAGUGGCAGGUGUGGCAGGACAUGAGGGCCGGCACAGGCACGAGGGACUGAUGGGACCUGUUGGACUAAAGGGUGACCUGGGCUCCAAAGGCGAGCAGGGCCUCCCAGGCCCCAAGGGUGAGAAGGGGGAGCCUGGCAGCCUCUACAUCCCCGACAGCAGAGCCCUGGGCCUCACCCAAAAAGGUGCCAAGGGAGAGCCGGGCCUCCGAGGACCCCCGGGCCCAUAUGGGCGACCCGGGUACAAGGGAGAGAUUGGCAUUCCUGGACGGCCGGGUCGCCCCGGGGUGAAUGGGUUGAAGGGAGAGAAGGGGGAGCCUGGAGACGCCAGACUGGGCUUUGGCUUCAGGGGAACGCCGGGCCCCCCGGGCCCCCCAGGGCCCCCAGGACCCCCAGGACCUCCCGGGACGCCCAUCUACGACAGCAAUGCAUUUGUGGAGCCUGGCCACCAUGGGCCGAAAAUAGUGCAAGGGGCCUUGGGGCCAUCCGGACCGAAGGGUGACAAGGGAGAAGUGGGUCCCCCCGGGCCGCCAGGCCAGUUUCCCUUGGACCUCCGUAACUUGGAAGCUAAGAUGAAGGGGAACAAGGGAGACCGCGGGGACCCCGGACAGAAAGGCGAGAGGGGCGAACCUGGGCCCAGCAGUGGCUUCUUCGGCUCAAGUGUGCCUGGGCCGCCCGGCCCCCCCGGCCCCCCCGGCUACCCUGGGAUUCCGGGUCAAAAAGGAGCGAGCAUCCCGGGCCCGCCCGGCCCGCCCGGGCCUCAGGGACCUCCCGGCGUCGGCUAUGAGGGGCGCCAGGGCCCUCCUGGCCCCCCAGGCCCUCCGGGGCCCCCCUCAUUUCCUGGCCCUCACAGGCAUACCGUCAGUGUUCCAGGCCCCCCGGGCCCCCCUGGACCCCCAGGGCCCCCCGGAGCCAUGGGAGCCUCCUCAGGGCAGGUGAGGAUCUGGGCCACCUACCAGACCAUGCUGGACAGGGUGCGCGAGGUGCCCGAGGGCUGGCUCAUCUUCGUGGUGGAGAGGGAAGAGCUCUACAUCCGGGUCCGCGACGGGUUCCGGAAGGUCCUGCUGGAGGCCCAGACACCACUCCCACAGGGUUCGGGCAACGAGGUGGCCGCCCUGCAGCCUCCAGCGGUGCAGCUACAGGAGGGCAGCCUGUACACCCAGCGGGAGGCCUCCUACUCCACAGAGCGGCCCUGGCGGGCAGACGACAACCUGGCCAUCCCUCCCCUCCUGCUGGACCCUCAGCCUUACCCCGGAGCCCCACGCCGCCACCACCACCACCACCACCACCACCACCACAGCGCCUACGUGCACCUCCGGCCAUCCUACCCCACCAGCUCCCCUGCCCACACCCACCAGGACUUCCAGCCCGUGCUCCACCUGAUCGCGCUCAACAGCCCACUGCCGGGCGGCAUGCGCGGCAUCCGAGGGGCCGACCUCCAGUGCUUCCAGCAGGCGCGGGCCGCGGGGCUGCCCGGCACCUUCCGCGCCUUCCUGUCCUCGAAGCUGCAGGACCUGUACAGCAUCGUGCGCCGCGCCGACCGGGCGUCGGUGCCCAUCGUCAACCUCAAGGACGAAGUGCUGGCCCCCAGCUGGGAUUCCCUGUUCUCCGGCUCCCAGGGCCAGCUGCAGCCCGGCACCCGCAUCUUCUCUUUCGACGGCAGAGACGUUCUGCAGCACCCUGCCUGGCCCCAGAAGAGUGUGUGGCACGGCUCAGACCCCAGUGGGCGCAGGCUGACCGAGAGCUACUGUGAGACAUGGCGGACGGAGUCCGCCUCGGCCAGGGGCCAGGCGUCCUCUCUGCUGGCAGGCAAGCUGCUGGAGCAGAACGUGGCGGGCUGCCACAAUGCCUACGUCGUCCUCUGUAUUGAGAACAGCUUCAUGACCUCCUCUUCCAAGUAGGGCUCUCCUGGCCGAGACGCCAGACGGAGAGUGGCUGAAAGGCAGGGCAGGGCAGGGCACAUCUGGCCAGUCCUGCCCUAUACAGUUCACAUUUCAUGUAAUCCUCAAGAAAUAAAAGGAAGCCAAAGAAUAUAUUUUUCAAAAAGUUUAAAACAGAGAGCCUGAUGCCAAGACUUCCUGUUCUCCUCGCCCCGGCACUGGCCAGCUGGUGGCAUGUGGUGGGGGGGGGGGGGGUCUCCCCGCCCCAAUCAAGACCUCGGCUGAGAUCAGCCAGAUGCCAACUCAGGACUGCCCUGAGGCCUGCAGGCUGCUCAGGCGCCUUAGGGUUAGGCGGGGGCAGGCCGCCCUGCCUGGUGCCUUUCUUUCUAUGCACAAAUCUCAGACCAUUUGCAGGCUGGCCGCAGGCAUGUGCUGUGGGUGGACAGGCCAGUCAGGCGCCGUGGGCCUUUUCUCCGGCUCACCCAGGUGCCCAGGAUGGGAAACGGCCCCGCACUGGCCACGCUCCACGCUGAAGCACCGCAGAAGCCCCAGCCAGAGCAUCUCCAGUGCCAGCCCAUCUAGCCACCCCGACCCUGGGCGGGCAGGCACGUGACUGGCCUCAUUCCAUCUGCUGCUUGUCCCGGAGCCAGUCUGAUGUGGGAAGCCCACCCUCAGGCUUUGUGAGGCUGGCCUCCCCAGGGACCCACAAGGUCACCUCAGAGCAGGGCCGCCCCAGCCGAGUCUGAGCAGGAACAUUCUGCAGGGCCUGAGUCAGGCUGUCGCAGCACCCUGUCCCCGGGCCCAGGCCCGGCGCGCCUUUCCUGCAGUGUCUCCACAGAGCCUUGUCUGGGCCACCCUGUGCUGGGGCCGCCCAGCUGCUCCAGUCUGACAGGGAUAAAGCCAGUGGGCUGGUUCUGUAACUGUGAUGUGAAGCCAUUUCAAAGAGGCACAAAUAAAGAUGGACUUUCACAGACA